Molecule: messenger RNA, 288 nt
Organism: Heterobilharzia americana
Lineage: Eukaryota; Metazoa; Platyhelminthes; Trematoda; Strigeidida; Schistosomatidae
Source: the annotation of a GenBank genome assembly
UUACAAUGGAAAAUAUAUCAAAGGAAGUCAGUUUUCUGACGACGGAUCUAAACGAGGAUUUGCUGGAUGCGUUUGGAAAUCUUCUCAAUUCUCUAAUGCUACCACAACUUCAAACAGUUUCAGACAAGGCUUUUGUUGAAAACACUGUCCCAGUAGACGUAAGCAAAUGGGGUUUAGUUGAGUAUACCAAAAAGUUCGUAAAAUUACUUGAAGAAUCUUCAGAGUUCCUAGCUAAUCGCGUAAGUGUUACAGAAACAUAUUUCCCUCUUUGACCGAUUUGGUUACCAA